ACAUCUAUAAAGCCACCCAACAACAUCCGCACUUUCCUGCUCGAGCAGAGCAUCCUCACGUCGAUGGCCAGCGAACAGCCACGAGACUCUCAUCGCACUCAAGAAGAGGAACCUCAAUCGUCAACCGUCACCUCCAACCACGAAGCCGAGUCCCAGCCCGGUCAGCCCGCCGUGCUACUCACAAUUCCCGGCAUUGGUCAAGUGCUUCUCACACUGGACCAGAUCGCUCACAUCUUGAACAAGACGCCGGAAGAGGUAGAAGUUCUACUCUCGUGCGAGGACUCUACCAUCGAAGCCGACCUUCAAUCAUCGCAAGAAUUCAACAGACUCGUUCAGAAUGGCACCUUCCCUACCAGCUAAGGUACUCCUCCUCUCCAGCCUUUUCCUGGCUACCUACGGGGCUGCCAUCUAUGGCGAUGUCGAGUCCAAGAUCGUGCAUUGCGAUACCAUUGUUGCCCGAGGAACCGAGACUGGCGAUGGCGGCGCUGUGUGCUUCAUGGAAAU
Molecule: messenger RNA, 504 nt
Organism: Sphaerulina musiva SO2202
Lineage: Eukaryota; Fungi; Ascomycota; Dothideomycetes; Mycosphaerellales; Mycosphaerellaceae
Exons: 1
Coding region: 64-360 (98 amino acids)
Source: RefSeq, a predicted model, not a curated record